Molecule: messenger RNA, 561 nt
Organism: Eupeodes corollae
Lineage: Eukaryota; Metazoa; Arthropoda; Insecta; Diptera; Syrphidae
Exons: 2
Coding region: 141-458 (105 amino acids)
Source: RefSeq, a predicted model, not a curated record
UUAUCUUCCGAUAAUAAUUUAAAAAACAGCUUUUUAAGAAAUAAAGAAAUUUCGAUGGUAUAAAAGAUUAAGGCAAUCUAAAAAACAGUGUCAAAAGUUAUCUUCAACUCACUUAGGGCACUCAAAAUAAUUGUUUAAAUAUGAAGCUUUUCUUGUGCUUGGUGGUAUUGGCGUUCGCUGCAGUCAAUGCAGAAACUCCGGAAGCAGAGGCCUCCAAAACAGUAAUACUUGUAAAAUCGGCACCACAACCCUUAAAGAUAAAACCAACAUUGGCUCCAUACAAGCCACUACCUCUUAAAGUAGUGAAGCCCAAAGCUAUAAUUAUAUCAGGACCACCACAACCAUUGAGACCAAAGCCAACACCAGCUCCAUACAAACAAAUAAUUAAGGUUGUUCCAGUUCCAACUCCAGCACGCAAGCCCGUUAAUAUCCAAAAGGGUGGAGCUUGGUGGGGAUAAAUCUUAGAUAAUGUCCGGAAUGGGGAAUAUAAUGUUUUAAGAUACAUGCAUACAUAUCAAAAAAAAACAUAUAUAAAUAAAUUCCUUUCUUUAAAUUAAAAUA